AUGCUAGGCUGGCCAAUAUUGGUGCACUAUUGUGAUUCUUGCAAUUACAACACACCUGUUCAAUACACAGGAACUGUUCGCGAACAGCAACAUAUCUGCACACACUGCGGUGUCAGACAGCGAGGGGCAGAGGUUGUCGGCGAAAGUAAAGGCGUCAUGAAUGUCAAUCAGCAGGACGAGCUGGCGCAGCUCUUCGCGCAGAGCAUGCACCUCCAACAACCACAGCAUCGAUCUCAAGUCGUGGAGCAGGUGCAGCCGGUCAGCGAGAAGACAGUCGAUUCUCCAAUCCACUUCGCCUCGGCACACUACACUCCUAACACAGCACACAUGCGAGCCGAGACUCAAUCUGAGCCAGCGCAGAGUCCUCCGCCCCCGUAUCGAGAGGCCUUGAUGCCGGAUGCCAUGGCAGACAUGCUUCGACAAAACAGCAUCGAUCCUUCCGCACUCUUGCCUAACCAAGUCAACCUGUUCCUGAACGCUGACUACGAGCAGAGACUCCGCCUCCUCGAACUCUGGCGCAUCUCACCACCAUCAUACCCUCACGAGCAGCAGUUGCAUCAACACUGGGCUCAAGGCAGCGUCGAGAAGGAGGAGCAUGCCGCGCGGGAUAGGUACGAACAACAGAUGCAACAAAGGUCGGUGCGUCAGGAGGAGCAUAUGUUUGACACAUUCGUACCUGAGCCAACGAGAAUGCGAUCGGCGAGCAUCUCGGCGGGAACAGUAACGAUCAAACCAGUUGAGGCGGAGCCAUACAUCGUCAACGGCUACGAGAUCGCUGCAGCAUCGUCUCGUGCAGUGGAGCCAGUCUAUGCAGCAGCAGGGCUGUGGUCUGCACCAAGCUACGAAGCUACAGUUCAGCAAGCUUCGAUGGAGGAUCAGUAUGGCAUGAUUGAGCAGAUCAGGUGUCAUGCGGACUGGGACAGGAUGAAUCAGCAACAGUUUCGUGGGAUGCAUGGGCCUGUGAGUGGGGACGAUAGUAUGGAUAUGGAGCUGUGA
Fulvia fulva is the source of this 996-nucleotide messenger RNA. RefSeq lists its product as uncharacterized. The record is from RefSeq and is a predicted model, not a curated record. The coding region runs from base 1 to 996 and encodes 331 amino acids. The transcript is spliced from 2 exons. NCBI's taxonomy places the organism in Eukaryota, Fungi, Ascomycota, Dothideomycetes, Mycosphaerellales, Mycosphaerellaceae.